AGAAAGCAAAGUGCAGAAGUAGUAGUGUAUGGAAAACUGUGCAUAGGAUAGGUGCAAUUUCUACAGUGUUGACUAUAGCUCUGAGCUAAAGGCAUUACAUGUGGACAAUGCAGCUAAAGAGCGUGGAAGUGGAACUGCUUGAGAUGUUCAUCUUGCAAUACAAUUUACCACGUUUUCUUGUUUUAAGUGUAUAUAUAUAUGUUUUUCGUUUACUGCGAUCUAAAUGCCAGGGUUUGCAAUGCUGUAUCCACUUACUCAAGUUUAGAUCUUUUUAUAUAAAUAUCUUUUUUUUCAAAAUCGCAUUUUAAAUAUGAGAAUGCUUCCAAUCAUGAAUUCCACAGAUCUCGACUCACUUUUUCAGUUUCCUUCUACCAACACUUCAUUUUUGUCAAUGCGUUUGCAGUCUAAAACCGUGGCCACUUCUGCGACCAUGUUUGCAGUCGGGGUUCUGGGGAACGUCAUCGCCAUCGUGGUCCUCUGCACAUCCAAGAAGGAACAGAAAGAAACCACUUUCUACAGUUUGGUCUGCGGAAUGGCCAUCACGGACCUCCUGGGGACCUGCUUCACCAGUCCUGUAGUCAUCGCUACAUAUGUGAUUAAUCAGUGGCCCGGAGGAGACUUGUUGUGCCAGUUCUUUUCGUUUUCCAUGCUGUUCUUCGGCUCUGCUGGCAUGUCUAUUCUCUGCGCGAUGGCUGUCGAGAGGUACCUAGCCAUAAACCAUGCCUACUUUUACUCCCACUACGUGGACAGAGCUAUGGCUAAAGUGGUGCUGAUGGCCGUCUAUUUAUCCAACGCGGUUCUGUGCGCCAUGCCAAGCUUCGGUUUCGGGAAACAUGUAAGGCACUUUCCAGGCACCUGGUGUUUUUUGGACUGGAGGGCGCCGGAUGCCCUUUCUGCCUCCUAUUCUUAUUUGUACGCGGGAUUCAUGGUGUUUCUGAUAGCUGUGACUGUGCUGUGUAACCUGGCUGUCUGCGGCUCGCUGGUGCGUAUGAGCCAGAGAGCACGGCUGGUAAGAGCAGAGGUGUCUGCACAAGGCAGUUCAAGACGCGGGCGCAGGUUUCCCCGGCUCCCCUCAGUUGCUUCAGCCACAGAAGUCCAAAUGUUUUGGUUGCUUAUUUUUAUGACUAUCAUUUUCCUGAUCUGUUCUAUCCCUUUGGUGGUGCAGAUAUUUAUGAACCAGCUCUACGGACCUGCAAACAUCUUAGCUGGGGGAAAGCCUGAUUACCGCAGCGAUCUAAUGGCAAUCCGGUUCGCCUCCUUCAACCCCAUCCUGGACCCCUGGGUUUACAUCCUGUGCCGGAAGAACCUGCUGAUCAAGGGGUGUGAGCGGGUGAAGCGUACAUUGAGCAUCACCAGGGAAGGCCAUGCUCACAAGGUGGGCUGGACAAGCGGGCAGCAAACACCCCCUUCAUACAUCAACAGCAUCAGCACCAGCUACGCCUCCCUGCGAUGCCACGCUGACAGAGACGGCGCCCCGAAACUGAGCGAAACUAGGACUAAAUCUUUCACUGACUUCACCACUCAGCAGACCUGGGAUAUGGACACGUCCAAGGCAAACUUUCAUCCCUUUAGCAUCCAACAGGAUGAGGGUGUGGAUUUUGAGAAAGAUACACCUGUUUCAACCAGUCCAGCGCACGCUAAACCCCUCCUGUGCACCAUCCUCCAGAAGACCCCCACCCCAGAGAGCUGCCGAUGCGGGGGCCUCUCACAGUGCGGUGAAGUGGCACAGCAGAACCAUGACAGACAGUUUGACAUUGUCACCUGCACUUUCAGCACGCCCACCUCAUGCACGUCUGAAAAAUCUAUAUGAUAGAUUUGCACUAUUAAGAACAAGAAAGUUUACAGGUACACACAAGUGCAAGUUUGGAGAGUUUUUGGAAUCUUAUAUUCAGACAUGCUUCCUGUCACAGUACUGUCCCAUCUGAUACCAGCUGCUAUUGAAGUUGAUUCGUGCAAGUAGUUAUUUUUAUUUAUGUGGUGUGGCAUAGCUGGUGAGUACAGAAUUGAAGAACAAUGCAGUCAAAGAACAUUGUCUCAGCUAUCUCAGCAUGUAUUUGUGCAACACAGUGACACCAUUUCAAUCAUCCUUGCAAAAAUGUCGAACUAAUCAAAAAACAGUGUUCAUUUCACAUAACCUCAUCAGAUGCUUUUAUUCAAAGGGAUCAGGAAACAAUUUAGUAACCAAAGCACUACAAAAUGAAUAUUUAGUGUUGAGAAUGAAAGUCACACGACAAAGGGAUGGGCAAAACCAGGACAAAGUGACAACAAUGCAUUCCAAAAAAUGUAACCUUUUUUUUAUUUGUGUUUCUAAAAAACUACAAGACUGGAUCCUAUAGAGGGUCACUUCUGGAGGUAUUUAAAAGUACCAGACCAUAGAAGGAAGGUUAUAUAAACCUCCAGCAUCUACACAGUACUGGUAAUAAAGGACAUAUUAGGAAUAUGGAAAUCAUACAUUUUAUGGUUUUAAAAAGGCAAGUAUAUGUGUGGUGGGAGAUCUGCAACAGAUGACAGUUAAAACAUGCCAUGAUCAUUUAUAAAUAGGGCUUCUGAUUUUUGGUUUUAACUGCUAAAACCCGCUAAAACACCCCCGAUACAAAAAAAAUGAAAUCGGUGGCUAGCCAAUAAACACCGGAAAACACCGGGAAAACCGUGGAAAUGAUUAAUUCACGUUGACUUUACCCUUUUCCCAUUAAAAAAUAAAAUCUACUACAAAAAUAAUAAUAAAUACAUUCCCAGUGCUGCUGGGCAAUGUCCCGCCUUCCUGACUUGCAUCUAUCAUUGAUUCGUUCUCAAUACUUUAAACCCGCCCCAACUACUGAAUGACAGCACAUUCCUACAUUUCUAUUGGAGACUCCGCUUGCGAGAUUUAAUACGAGAUCACAUUCAGGAUGGAGGCUUGUUAGGAUUUCAAGCUGUAUUACAGUUAAGAUACGGAGGAUUUAAAACAGAAUUGUGGCGAAAUGUACAAAAAUGCCUACACACAAAAACCCCAGAAGAAUGUGCCCAUGACCAUAGGGAUUUCGUUGUGGAAGACAGCAAAGGAAAGAAGGUACAACUUAAGUGUGCAAGUGCUGUCGAGUUUCUAUACAUAUUUUGACACACAAGAAAAACACUCAAGCAUUUUGGAAAAUAAACGAAAACACUCAUUUCAUACAGUAUAUCAAAAACGAAAGCCCCGAAAAAAACAAUUUACACAAAACAUGAAAAUAGCUAAAAAUAAGCACCGAAAAAUACAAUUAAUAAAACCCGAAAAACAGAAGCCCAAUUUAUAAAUCAAAAUUGGAUUCAACUAAACUGUUCUGAAUUUCACGUUUGAAUGGAAAGGUUAUGUCCAGGCAUACAAUUGUAGAUUUUGUAAGCAUUGCUUCGGGCUGCUUCCGAUUCAUUUGAACAAGGGUCAACAGAGCAAGACUGAACAUUCCAGGAGCAGAAGAGUGGGCUCUUAUCGACUUUAUUCAUAGUUUAAGUUUAAACCUUACCAAGUAAUGACUAUGUGAAACAAUAGCACAUGAGAAGACCGUACUGAGCGUCUUCUGUUUUUGUGGCUUGACAUGGAAUGAAAAUAAGCUCAUUGUUCUGUUAAAUGAUUGGUUAAUUGUUAGAGCUUUUUAUGAUGUAUGCUGCAAUAUUGAGAUAUGUUGUCAUUGUUUAACUGGUAUUGUAUAGUAGCAGGUGGGGUCAACAAAGCUGAAAGGUCACAAUAGCAUGUGAUUACAAAGAACCAAAAAGCAAAACACAUGGCAUGCUAUUGGAGAAAAAGGAUCAAACAUCUUAAUAUUCGAGUAGUCAUAAACAUGUAAGGGAUGGGAACAAAAUGUGUCUCUAAAUCCUUUAAUGAUGUGCAUUUAUUGCAUAAGGUGUGCAAUCAUAAAAUGUGGUGGUAUUUAUUUUAUUUAUUUAUUUACAAAUUGCAAAGGGUGAGUUUAUGGGACCACUAAUGCACAGAUGAUAUAAUUGACAAUACCUGGUUGAUUGUAAGGUUAGCCUUAUGUAACAUUUACAGCAAAAAAAGAAGAAAAAAAAAGACGAUUAUAAGACAUGCAUUAAAUGUCCUGUUUUUUGUUUUUUUUUACAAAACUGAUCAGACAGACAUGUUUUAAUGUAACAUUAAGCUUUAACACUUGUGGAACUUAAAAACAAGGGAUUUAAAGAAAAAAAACAUUCAUCAACAAUAAAAUAAUCCUCUGGUUUACCAGAGCUCCUUAUACAGUUCUCAAAUGAGUCCCUUUAUGUGUGCAAAGCUUUAACGUACAGCUGUCUCUUCACAUGCUUGCUGUCCUUUUUACCUGCACUGCAUGUUGGGAAGUACUUGAGUGUAAAUAUUAAAGCUAAUAAACUGUACUGUAUUGUCAUUUCUUGUAUAAUGAUUUUGAUAAGGUGAUAGUGUCAGUUUAAAUACAAACUGGA
Acipenser ruthenus (sterlet) is the source of this 4407-nucleotide messenger RNA. Its product is annotated as prostaglandin E2 receptor EP4 subtype-like. NCBI's taxonomy places the organism in Eukaryota, Metazoa, Chordata, Actinopteri, Acipenseriformes, Acipenseridae. The record is from RefSeq and is a predicted model, not a curated record. The transcript is spliced from 2 exons. Gene Ontology annotation, cellular component: plasma membrane. Gene Ontology annotation, molecular function: prostaglandin E receptor activity. Bases 311 to 1810 code for a protein of 499 amino acids. Gene Ontology annotation, biological process: cellular response to prostaglandin E stimulus; negative regulation of inflammatory response; positive regulation of cytosolic calcium ion concentration.